AUGGCCCGCUUACGUCAAUCUGCUCCCACGAAACGGAAGCGGAAGUCUACAGAUACGAAGCCCAACAAGCGCCAUCGGAGGGUCGUUCCGUCGAGCAGCGCUAGCGAGUACAACUCUGACUCCGAGGGUUCCGAAAAUGAGCACGAAGAAGACGCGAAUUCCAAAGACGAGGAUAAUAGUCAAGGAGGUGAAAUCGGGGAGGGAUACUGGAAAGCCAAGCCUAUUCUGAAAGAACGGUCCGGCGAGUACCUGAUAGAUUGGGCAGGAGUCGAUCCCAAGACCAAGAAGCCUCAACUCGUUCAAGCGUGGUUGAAGGGAAAGCGGAAGCGUUCGAGCGUAGCGGGCAAGACAAAAUCGGCGCAAGAACCUCCAGGAUCUCGAGAGGAAGACGUCCAAGAAGCUCAAAUAUCUCACUCAAGGCACGAGAAUCUAGAAGCCCAGGAACUUGAAGACAGUGAGCUUCUUGACGACGUUGUUACGGAACCUGCUCGAAACCACCCUCAGAGAGUGCAUCGGGCCUCCAACAGCCGGCAACGUACUCCACAUCGCGAAGUACUCGAUAGCUCCGGAUCUGUGUUACCAGCCGACUCGGACUUAUUGAUUGGCCAGAGCUCGCGAGCAGAAGGGUCAACGCCUGGAACCCAGCCGCUUAUUGAAGACUCAGACGUUGAGGACGGUUCGGCGUCGUAUCUGCCGUCUACUACUCAAGCCUCUGCAUCAGGCGUUAGUGUAUCCGAAUCUUCAGGCAAUCCAUUUGUAAGUACUGCCGGUAAUCAGAGCACAACAGAUUCGCCUGAAGAGGCUCAAAAGGAGAUUCGAAGCAGUGCUGAAGUUGCGCACGUCCACGAGGAACCGGCACGCUUGGAACCGAACCAGACCUUCCUUUCAAGCCCGCACGAGUUCGAUUCCGGAGACGCCCCCCUCCAACCACCUCCUAGUGACAGUCAAGUUAUUGCAGUGUUUGGCAUUCAUACCCAAACACAACCCGGGAGCAUCGAAAUACCAGAGACCCCGUUCCAGGCGGAGCCUGAAUCUGUAUCUCACCCUACAGGCUCUGGUGAGGAACUCGGAGCGAGUGUCAAUCAAAGUCCUCCAUUCGACCAAACCGCAUUUGAAGAGCCCUCCGCCUCCUUCGUACCAUCUCUGGACCAAAUAGCAGUGGACAUUCAUAAGGACAAUUCCGCAAACCUCAAUAUCACCGAAGAAAGCCGCUCAGAUAGAGAAACUCUACACAUCGCGACUGCACCUCAGACAGAGCUCACCACUGAUCCUGUGAUUCAAGAAGGGGUAGUGAAUAACAGUCAUCUUCUACCGAAUUCGCCGGACAAGACCAUCGCAUCGAAUACCACAACGACUACCCAGGAGCCCGGCGACUCUAACAAUAUAAUUGGGCACGUAAAGGAGGUUGACCAGAUCUCAAGUCGCGAUUUCGGACAUCAUUCGCAAGUUUGCAGCUCAGCUACGAACCGCGGUACGGGCGCUGAUUCUUUGGGACUGCAAGAAUCCAACCCGCUACAAGAGCAACAGGCCCAGGUCGUGCCUUCAAGUCCUUAUCUGAGCACCCAAGAGUCUCAGAUCGAAGACAUCCGCCCAACCACGGAACUCUCUUACACUGCAGGGCGGCGCCCUUCAACCCCUCCUUCACGGCACGAUUCUUCACAGGAGUCUGGGAAAGACGGGAAUUCACCCAUCGAACGCACACUUGACGAUUUCUCGAUCCUGGGUCCGCCCCCAUCUCGAUCACUCGAAGAACUUGACUCCAAUCUGCCUCCAAGACCACAUACUCCCGUUCCUACGUCCUCCCUCUCUGCCAUUAUGAGUUCGGAGUAUCCAGAAGAAGAUUUUGCUGCUCGCGCUCGCAGGGAGUUUGCAAGUCUCCGCGAGAAGAAGUGGGGAACCCCUCAACGACAACGUCCGGAUGGGACGCAGGGAACAUUAUCUCCAGCUAUGGAUGGCACUCGCUCACCCUCCACGAUCCCAGACCGGGCCCCACAAGGGCCAGCACCCCCUCCUCUGCUUACGGCUGCGCUCAUGAACUCUACUGCCGUGCAGAUUCCGGAAAUGCCUUUGGAUGAUGCUGCCGCAGUCGUCACGGAACGUCCUUCUCUUGCAGCACCCACAACCAAUCAGGCCCCUCAGUCUGUAAUGGACAGUAUCAUCCAGCCAAGGAAAGAGGCCGAUGAACCAGCUCGUCAAAGAUGGAGCCCGCUUCCAGGGUCAAGUGAUGAGAGUGCGAGCUUGGCCGAGGAGAUUCGCAGCGACUCAGGUGAAAGUUACCUUGAGGAUGACAUACACCUUGCGGAUGACAGGCUCUGCGAACAUAUUGUUCCCUUGUUGAUGGGCGGACGACAAAAGGAUGCAUAUAUCAAGGAAAUUCGCCUAAAAAAAGAUCCCCUCGAGUCGUUUGCAAUGGAUCCCCAAGCAUUCCGUGAUUUGGGCGAAGUUGAGGAGAUCUUCAACAGACUUCGAGCCGUGGAGACCCAUGUGGAUCUGCUCUGGGCUGAGAGCGCCUCAGCAGAUGUCAGUCCUCAGAGACAAGCGCAGUGGGACGUUGAUAGCAGCGUGAAGUUUGCAUUCCUUAGCGCCCUGCUACGUCGUCUGAAGGAGCUUGAUUGGCAUGUAAUAAUCGUGCUAAAGGAGGGCAAUGAGCGUCUCUUCGACAUUCUCGUGAAGUUCCUCAGGGGCAAUCUCGUCAACUACACCUGCCCGGCCAAGAGCCAACAUGCGGACUUCUCGGAAGUUGAAGGGUCUGUGAGAGUGACUUUGUUAUCUAGCGAUUCGAGCUUCAUCGUCUCCCCACCAGACGUGAUCAUCAGCCUCGACGGAGCCAGCGCUGCGGAGAUCGGAAAGAGGAACUGGAGUGUCAAUCCGGAUCGAAAACAAAUCCCGUUGCUACAGCUAGUCAUACCGCGCUCUGUCAGCCAUAUCGAGCUUUCGUUGUCCCCAAAACUCACGAAGCGAGACCGGUUACACGCUGUAGUCGCUUGCUUAUCCCAGCUACAUAAAGAGACCGGGCGGCCCUUAGUUGACACACCGCACGAAACCGAGGCUGCUGAUAUGAUUGCUCAUUACCUCAUCAGCACAGACAUUGCAAGUCAGAAUGAUGAAGGAUGGCCUUUGCCCCCGAUUCACAGCAUCAAGGAUGUGAUUGAGUUCACGCCGCAACAGUACAGCUCGCAGCUCUCUCAGACCAGAUUAGCCUCUCCUACUCCAUCCGCACCUCAAGCCACCUUGAAGCGUCCUCUGGUAAGUAACAAAAGCGACAUCACAUCAUGA
Westerdykella ornata is the source of this 3276-nucleotide messenger RNA. RefSeq lists its product as uncharacterized. NCBI's taxonomy places the organism in Eukaryota, Fungi, Ascomycota, Dothideomycetes, Pleosporales, Sporormiaceae. The record is from RefSeq and is a predicted model, not a curated record. The transcript has 3 exons. Gene Ontology annotation, cellular component: HDA1 complex. The coding region runs from base 1 to 3276 and encodes 1091 amino acids.